Molecule: messenger RNA, 1851 nt
Organism: Branchiostoma floridae (Florida lancelet)
Lineage: Eukaryota; Metazoa; Chordata; Leptocardii; Amphioxiformes; Branchiostomatidae
Product: solute carrier family 22 member 18-like
Exons: 8
Coding region: 153-1418 (421 amino acids)
Biological process (GO): transmembrane transport
Molecular function (GO): transmembrane transporter activity
Source: RefSeq, a predicted model, not a curated record
AGCAAGAGGUCAACUGGGGUCAACGACCGUAAGGGCGUGGGACAAAGAUCACAACAGUCAUUGAAUCCAACAUGUGCAUUGACAUGACAGUGUAGGAACUACUAGAAGGACGCCAAUGGCUUCAACGUACUGUAUUGUUGUAUUAUAAGACCAUGUCAACCUCUGGAGAUGAAGAAAUGACGCCAAAGACGAAACAUUCGGAGGAAACCCGGAAAGUUUUGCUCUCGCUUCACGUGAACGUGGCCCUGCACAGCGCCUGUGUUUUCAUGCAGGGCAUCGCUUUUACCUACCUAUCUAAGAAGCUAGAUGUCUCUCCUACUGUGUGGGGCUACCUGAACACCUGCACUGCACUGUGUCACCUUGUUGGCAGCCCCAUCUAUGGAAGGUUUGGGGACCUGUAUGGUGGCAGGCUGGCCCUGGCCCUGUCCUUCCUCUCCAUGUUUGUUACCUGCAGUCUGCUAGCCAUGGCGGACAGUGUGCGCAUGUUGUUCAUCUCUCGGCUACCAAUGAUAUUCAUGCAAGUCAUGCCUGGUGCCCACAUGGUAGUGGCUGAUGCCACAGACGAUGCAUCACGAUCAGACGCCAUGGGGAAAGUCGGGAUGUUCUUUGGCAUUGGUCUUCUCGUCGGACCUGUCUCAGGUGGCUGGCUAUCUGAACACUACAGUGAACACCUGACCUGUGUAGUGGCAGCUGGGCUGUCCUUGUUGCAGGUAGUUCUGGUCAUGAUGUUUGUACCAGCACAGAUGAAACCCGUAAAACAGGACGAAAAUAGGACAAAAGCAGGGACGAGUGUGUUUGAUGUGAGGGAGAUCGCCCGUCUCUGCAGCAUCCCUCAGGUUCAGCAGCUCCUCACCAUCCGAUGCCUGUCCCUGUUUCCCAGCAUGCUCCUCCAGUCCACCUUCCCUAUCAUCAUGGCCAGUACGUUCAACAUGGGACCUCAGGACAGCGGAUUCUUCAUGGCAUACAUCGGACUAGUCAGUAUGCUCACCAUGGGGGUAGGUGUCGGCAUUAUCACCAAGCGGUUCAAUGACCUGACUAUUCUCAGAUGCAGCACCAUGGCCUUCAUAGUGUCCAAUAUCUUCAUGGCAUGUGCUACAAAAAUCUGGCACCUGUAUCUUACUGUAACCCCUGCUGAUGUAGGAGGGGCCACUAUGGGGGUUAUCAUGAACAGCGCACUAACUAAAGUCGUGCCUGCUGAGGACACAGGUGCAGUGAUGGGCCUUAGUGGAGCCAUGCAGCACCUUGUCCAUACCAUAGCACCCAGUAUAGGGGGGUGGCUUCUAGAACAUUAUGGCUUCCCAUAUAUAGGAGUCCUAGCAGCAGCUUUAAACACUGCUUUAGUCAUGUACCUAUUCCUUGGAAAUAUUUCAAAAAGUUUUAGUUAUCAGAAAGAUUCAUCUGGUACUACUACAGUAUGAAAACUGUUACUGCAUGCAGUGCAAUUUCAUAAAAAAUGUUGUUUUGAAAUAAUCAUGGUAUUAAAGAAUUUUUAGGAUAGAUUACCAGAGAAGGUGUUCAUAUUUUAUGCAACAAAGUUUUGAAUUGAUAAGUAUUAUUUUAUAUAUGCAUUUUGAACAAUAUUUUAUCAGUCAAUACUAUUCCAAAAUGAAUUAGUCUUAAUUAGAAAUCUCCAAGCUUGUUACAUUUAAUUGAUCAACAACAGAAAAACAAUAUUCAAAUUUUUUCAUGUACCAAAAAGGUUUGCUUCUAUCAUUCUGUCCAGAAAAGACAUUAAAUCCUUCAAAUAGUUCAAUUAGAAAUAGAUUUAGAAUAGUUCUUAUUUCACUUUUAAUUCAUGUAUUUCAUUUUUCAUUUGCUGUGUGAGUUAUUUUAUUCUUGAUGUGUAUAAAA